Nerophis lumbriciformis (worm pipefish) is the source of this 2768-nucleotide messenger RNA. RefSeq names its product urotensin-2 receptor (gene uts2r1). Lineage: Eukaryota; Metazoa; Chordata; Actinopteri; Syngnathiformes; Syngnathidae. Gene Ontology annotation, cellular component: plasma membrane. The record is from RefSeq and is a predicted model, not a curated record. Gene Ontology annotation, molecular function: urotensin II receptor activity. Gene Ontology annotation, biological process: regulation of blood pressure; neuropeptide signaling pathway; blood vessel diameter maintenance.
ACACACACACAUGCUCUCUCAUGCAAAAGGGGGGUGUUUCCAAGUCGGGUGGUAUCCCAAUAUGUUCAUCCCUGUACUUCUCAUUUCCAGUUUAUUGAACAUCUGUUUUGGAUUGCUAUAUGCCUUUUGAUAUUUUUUGUUUAGCCACCAAGCUCCGUUGAGGGAAUGGCAAGAAAUGAUGAGGCUGUUACCACUCGCACCUUUUUAUUCUAGACACUUUGGACCGUGUUUCCCAAUGAGCAACUCAUCGGCAAUGGCUGGAUUUCGGUUGUAGCGUAUCUUUUUGUGUUGUGUCCCUCAAGUCAACUGGAUAUAUUCAAAGUUUUUUUUUUUUUUUGGUUCCAGCACCUGCUGUGUUCACCUCGCAAGCAACCAAUAGAAGCUGCUGUAGGUUUUUUUUAUGGAGUGUGAAAUUUUGGAGAUACGUGGAAAGUUUCAACGGGAAGACUGAGACAAACGCAUGAUGGAUGGACCGGCUGCAAAGUGCUGAAGUGUUCCUCCGUUCAAGACAACACAGUAUCUUCAGAGAUGACUACUGUGUCAAUGGAGUCUGUGGGAGUCCUGGUGGAAAGGAGCCCCAAUACCACCGACCCACCUCAGAGCUCUCAUGAGGACACUGCUGCCACCUUCACCAUUGGCACCAUUCUCUCCAUUAUGUGCCUUGUGGGAGUGUUGGGGAACAUUUACACCCUUGUGGUGAUGUUCCAUUCCAUGAGAAAUGCAGCGUCAAUGUACAUUUACAUCAUCAACUUAGCUUUGGCAGAUCUGUUGUACCUGCUCACCAUCCCGUUUGUAGUGUGCACACACUUCCUAAAGGAGUGGUACUUUGGGGACAUAGGCUGUCGGAUCCUCAUCAGCAUGGACUUUCUGACGAUGCACGCCAGUAUUUUCACACUGACAAUCAUGAGCACUGAACGGUACUUUGCAGUUCUCAAACCACUUGAUACAGUGAAACGAUCUAAAAGUUAUCGGAAGGCCAUCGCUCUGCUCGUCUGGGCUGCUUCUCUUAUCCUCACAUUGCCUAUGAUCGUCAGCAUCCAGUUAAUAACGGUGGACAACAAAGCCAUGUGCCGCCCCACCUUGUUACCUCUGUCCUACAAGAUUUACAUCACCUUCCUGUUUUGCACCAGCAUUGUUGCACCGGGGCUCAUCAUUGGCUAUCUAUACAUCCAGCUUGCUCGGACUUACUGGGUUUCACAGACAGAGACCUUCAAACAGACCAAUAAGCUCCCCAAUCAAAAGGUUCUCUACCUGAUUUUCACCAUUGUGCUCCUCUUCUGGGCCUGCUUCUUGCCCUUCUGGAUCUGGCAACUUCUGGAUCAGUUCCAUCCAUCGCUGCCCCUGUCCAACAAAGCCAAGCGCAACAUCACUUACCUGACGGCAUGUCUGACAUACUCCAACAGCUGCAUCAACCCAUUUCUAUACACUCUUCUUACCAAGAACCACAAGGAGUACUUGAGGAAGCACAACCGGUCCUGGUCAGCCGGCAGCUAUUUUAACCGGAGGAGUCGUUUUCAGAGCUCGCCACGCAGGUCGCCGUCCUUUAGCAGCCAGCAGUGUACAGAGAGCUUCAUGCUCACGCGCACAGCCUCCAUGCGUGCUCAAAACAGCGGUUUGUAAGAUAUGACGGGGCUGUGCUGAUGGAAGAAAAGGAAAGGACCAAAGACAGACAUGAAAGAAAAGGACCAAGGACAGACGGAUUUUACUAUCUUGGCCUUCACAAUACAGACAAAAUCAUAGGAAACAGGAUGAAUAGCAUGUACAUUAGCACAUAUAUAAUUAAAAAAAAGCCUGAAGCUUUCAGAGUCUGUGUACUAAAAUGAGUACAUGCAUAUUCAAUACCCGUAGUCGUAUCGUACCUUUCACCUUUCAUCGUACCUUUCCUAUGAAUGAAACAUGGCUAAUAUGUUUAUGCUAACUAUGUUUACCUUCUGUGCUUCUUGUUAUGCAGCAUGUGAGUCUGCAUGCAAAAUUGUCACAAAUUGUCUUUAGGUAAUUAAAGUUAAUUCUGUACAGAGUUACAACAGAAGACACAAAGUUGUUUUUGGUUUUUAAUUAGGCUGAAAAGACAUGUUUAUCCUAGUACUUAGGCGUCAAACAAUGCCACCAUUAUCCUCUUCAAGCAUAAUAAAGAAUUCCAUUUAAUUCAUCUAAAGAUAUUCUAUGCGAAAUCACAGUUAAAUAUGAAUAUUACAAUGUGACGUUCCAAGUGUUUAGUUAAGGAUUGCAUGCAUGACUCCUGUUUUAAAUGCAAUGUUUUAAUGUGUGUACCAUAAUUGUUUCGCAUAUCAUAGCUACAAAGGCAUAUUACGACCACAUUGAAAGGAAAAACAUUAUAUAUUAUUAUUAUAUAAUAUUAAUGGUGGGACUUGAUUCACAACAACUUGAUUUCAAAAAUGUAUGCAAUUAGUUAGCAGCUUUGUAAUGAACUCUUUGCAAUUCACAUUUAUUUAAACAGCAUUUGACACAUUUUUUUUUUUUACUUAAACACAUUGCAAUUGACAGACAUUUAUAUGGAUUUUAAUACAUUUUCAGUCAAAAAUAUAAAACAUUUUGACAUAAUUUUUAACAAAUUUUAACCUUUUAAAGACUCUUUGUAAACUCAAACAUUUAGUCAGUGGGUUAGUCAUGGGCUUACUUAUCUUGGCUCUGAACUCUGUGCUUGCUGCAAAGCAUAUUAUAUUUGGUAUUGUUGUCUUGGAGUGUUUGCAUGCUCGCUUCCAUCUUUCCGUUGUUUUGUUUUUAAAUAAAAACACUCUAAUGUUAGC